GCCAUGAUACUUUAAAAAGAUAAAACCAAAGGCACCAGCCUAAUACAAUUUAUAGUGUGAGAAGAGCAGAGUGAAAGUGAUGGUGGAGACAUUCUUCUGGAGCGGAAGCAGCCACCUGAAACUGCUUCAACAACACUCCAAUUCCAAUCUGCUUCUUCUUUCUGGCCCUCCUUCUUCUGGGAAAACUUCUCUGCUCUUCCAAUAUGCAUUCAAUGUAGCUGCAGCAGCCAACUCUUCCAACCCAAAUGUCCUCUUCAUCUGCAACCGCCAAAGGUUGGAUUCCAAACCCCCUUUUCUUUCUCAGGGUAUUGACCCAUCUUCUGAUGUCUUCCACCGCAUACAAAUGAAGUACGUGAAUGAUGAUGAGGAUAUUAGGAAGUACUUUGCUGCCUUCCAUCUGCUCGAUACAUUGCCUGCGGCGGUUGUGAUCGAUGAUUUUGGCGAUUUCUUUGACAACAAGGUCUGCCAACAACGGUAUUCGAAUCCCCGCGGACGAGACUUGGCCAUGGUUAAGAGUCUAGCAUUGUGUCACAACGCAAUUUCUUAUGCAAAUCAAAAAGGGUCUUGCAAGCUUCUCUUAUCAGAUACUCAUACUCACCAGGGGGACUCUCCAAGGUUUCACUUCAUCUAUAAGAAAUGGAUUCACACCACUUUUGCAAUUAAAGUAUCUGGUGUUGCAGAAGGGGAUGUGUCUGGAUCAUUUGUUCUGAAAGAAAAGGGCUAUUCACGAGCUGAUGAUAGAGGUAGGAAUCUUAAAGCUGCAAAGUACUCCAUAGCUCUUCAAUAUCUGGUCUAUGAUGGAAUUGUCAAAGAUGAAGUAGAAUAGAUAUUAACCACUUCCACCAUUAGAACUGGUUCUGUAACUAUGUCAUAUGUUUUCUUGUUCCAUAUAACUGCUAUACUUAAUGAUAAACUGAAAACCAGUUUUGCUUCCAUCUUCAGUGAAUGAAACCUUACGAU
Molecule: messenger RNA, 960 nt
Organism: Lotus japonicus
Lineage: Eukaryota; Viridiplantae; Streptophyta; Magnoliopsida; Fabales; Fabaceae
Exons: 4
Coding region: 80-826 (248 amino acids)
Biological process (GO): double-strand break repair via homologous recombination
Cellular component (GO): Shu complex
Molecular function (GO): single-stranded DNA binding
Source: RefSeq, a predicted model, not a curated record